Diachasmimorpha longicaudata is the source of this 3814-nucleotide messenger RNA. RefSeq names its product MYND-type zinc finger-containing chromatin reader ZMYND8 (gene Zmynd8). The record is from RefSeq and is a predicted model, not a curated record. Gene Ontology annotation, cellular component: nucleus; cytoplasm. The transcript has 4 exons. NCBI's taxonomy places the organism in Eukaryota, Metazoa, Arthropoda, Insecta, Hymenoptera, Braconidae. Bases 219 to 3467 code for a protein of 1082 amino acids. Gene Ontology annotation, molecular function: protein binding; transcription corepressor activity.
CAAUAUCAUCGAGCCCUCGUUGUCUACAAGAAAAACACAGUUCACCAAAACACCAGAGUAAACCACCUGAAUCAUUUGCAGAAGUGACUUUCUUUCAGGACUCCAAAGGUUAAAAACCCACCAGGACCCUCACCUCACCAUCACCCACCAGAAAUAACCUUGAAGUCAUUACCACCAUGACCCGCAGGACCUUGUGACUAUUCCAAAACCUAAGCAACAUGUCGUCGUCUCAGAUGGAUCCUCAAAAAGCUGAAACAGUGUUGUCCAAUUCUGCAGAACCUGCAGCGAUCCGAACAGAUCUUGAGGAUGUGCUUGCCCCUGUGAAACCACCGACGUCUGCAGAGGUCCCCACCGGGGACCGCGAGUCCGCAAAGUCCCCAGCCAUCAUCACGAACCCACCACCAAAUCGUCCAACGUCAGAUCCCUCGUCUCCACCUCCUAAGUCAUCAAUAAGCCUGAAUACCACGUCGACUGAGAUUUCUAACCUGUCCCUGAUGUCCCCUCUUCAAUCAGCAUCUCCAAGCGUUCCUGGGAGGCCUGAGGCUAAGACUCUAGAUGGUGACCUUUGGGUAAAGCUUGAGGAGAAUAAGAGUCCUAGUAUUGCCAGGCCUCAGGGUGAGAAAGGCAACAGAGCAUUUUCUCCUGGAAAAUUAGAAGGGAAUUCUGGCGGGACUAGUCCUAAAAGGCCACCUGCUUCCCAAAAGCCCCAAGUGCCUCCAGUACCACCUCAAGAUCUCCAAGUUCCGGUGGAUCCAGACCCUCGCCUGGUGACCCCAGUCACCAAACCCCUGAACCCCGAAUCUGAAGGAGACACGUACGAUCCCCCAUCAAGGACACCAGUGUACCCUAGAGUCACUGGGUCGAGCCAGAAAGGAUCAGCAGCAAGCCCAAAGGCUCUGGCUCUCGACCAAACUCCCAUUUCGUUGAUAAACGAUCAGCACGAGGUGGAAUUGCUCCCCAGGAGGCACUCUGCGGACAAGAGGGGGUCGAAUCUCGGGGAUGUUCAGGACACUGUGACGAUUACCAAGGUUGCCAAGCGCUCGAAAGGCGCCGAUAGACCGAAGACACCGGUUCUGAGGCCCAGGACACCUGCAGAGCGAGCGAAAACGCCUGUUCUGCGGCCCAGGACUCCUGCGGAUCGACCGAAGACGCCGGUUCUGAGGCCCAGAACUCCGGUGGACAGGCCCAAGACACCAGUGACGAGGUCUAAGACACCUAUUGAACGACCCAUGACCCCAGUGGACAGGCCUGCUACUCCUGGGGUGAAGACUGACAUGCGACGGAGGAGACGGAGGAACUCCAGAGAUGAGUUCUGCUGGAAGUGCCAUAAGGAUGAGGUGGAGAUUGCGUGCAGCACUUGCGUCAGAUCCUGGCACAAAAAAUGCAUCGGGGGUGGUCCCCCAUCCUCUCCAUCGGACUGGAUUUGUGGCGAGUGUGCGAGCAUCCUAAAAGCGGAAAACGCGUCUACUCGCUCCCCCCUGAUGUUCAACCUGACGAUGGAUCAGCUUUGCAUGGUUCUCAAGCACAUAAUCCUGAAGAUGAAGCGUGUCACCGGCUCAGAGGAGUUCUCAACGCCAGUGGACCUUACCGACAUAACAAACUAUCUCGAUUACAUCGUGAAGCCGAUGGACCUCACCCUCCUGGAGACGAACAUUCGGUCCAAGGAGUACGGCAGCCCCGACGCCUUCAUGGCGGACGCCAAGUGGAUCCUCCACAACUGCCUGGUGUACAAUACCGAGGGUGGCAAGUACACGGACACAUCUAAACUGACAACAGUAGCAAAAGGUCUGAUAAAAGUCGCCCGAGAAGAGUUGUCAGAGCUGGAAUCCUGUCCCACGUGCUACAUAAGAGGAAGACACCUUGGUCGACCGCACUACACAUGGUUCAGCGACUCCUGCAAGCCCCCACACCUCCUCGUCUGGGCGAAGCUCAAGGGUUUCCCCUACUGGCCAGCUAAGAUAAUGCCUAGAUGGAAUCAGCAGGGCUUCGUGGACGUUCGGUUCUUCGGGGAGCACAAUCGUGCCUGGGUGUCCCCUAAGGACAUCUACCUGUACUCCAAGGAGCCGCCAACAGCAACUCCCAAGUCCAAGAAAGAGGACAUCGCCGAGUGCCUGAGGGAAAUAUCAAUCCACAUAAAGCGCCUCAGCGAGACCUUCGGGAGGUUCGAGCACGCGCCCCCGAAGACCUCCUUCAACCCCUUCGACUCCCACCAGAUAACGAUGCUCCUCCCUGAUUACGAGCCCCCAGCGGGCGACUACUACAGGCUGCCCAAGAGGCGACCCAUCAGGGGAAAGAAGAGGAGGUGGGACUUAACCGGUGACACCAGUAGCGAGGCUUAUUUCCAUUCCGAUGCUGAGACACUCGCUGACUUCAACGAGGGUGAGGAUGAUGAGGAUGAGGAGGUCAAGGGGAGGGAGACACCCAGGAUGAGGGGCUCCAGGAGGCCGGAGACACCGGGACUGCCUGAAGCCUCGAUUCCGGGAAAACGAUCUGGGACGAGUAUCUCAAGGACACUCCCUUUGAAGAGGAACUCCAGAGGUAGUGCUGGCGUCAGGAGGGGGGAGAGACGCAGGACGACGGGGGAUAUUGAAAGGGAAGAGGAUGAGAGGGUCAGGCCGACGAGGCAGAUGCCCGAGAGGCUCAACCGGGAAGGGGUGGUCAUUAACAAGAGGCCGAGGGAGCCCUCCACGAGUGGACGGUCUCAGGAGGAUUCUAAAGAGGAGGGGGAGGAGAAGGGGAAGGCCGACGAGGUGGUGAGGCACAGGGCGAAGAAGAGCUUUCCGAAUAAACCACCAGCGAUGGGGGGAGGGAAAGAGGGAGGACUGACCACGAUGAAGAUGGAGGGAUCCUGGUGGGGGGCACCUGCAGAAGCUGGACCCUUGAGUGCGAUCCUUAACAGGGGGGCUGAUACUCUUGCCAAGCAAAUGGCAGUUAUCAUCGAGGAGGGCAUCAAAAUGGCCGCCCAGGGGAAGGGGGUGCUGGCCGGAGGUGUCUCCAUGGAGCAGGCGUUGGCCUUCGAUAUGAAACUCAGAAUGGAGAGGAUGAAGUGGGAACACGAGCAAGAGAUUGCUGAGGUCAAACGAAAUUCAGAAAAAGAAUGGAAAGAACUGAAAACAGCUAUAGAAGCCGAACACCUGCGGUCCAUCGAAGAGAUCCAGCAAUCGGCAGAACUUGAAAAAAAUCGGUGUAUUCGUGCAACGAAACAGAAGCAGUGGUGCAACAGUUGCCAGAAAGAAUCGUGCAUGUACUGCUGUUGGAACACCUCCUACUGCAGUGAAAGCUGCCAGAUUAAAGACUGGGGACAACACCAGAACAAAUGCAAACGAAAGAAUAGAGAAGGUGCCAACAAAGCAUCAAAAGCCCCGGUAACUGGUGGUAACCGGGUUAAUGGCGAUAAGGAGCAGCCAGAGGUGGUCUCCAAGGGAAUCAGUGGUCAGAGCAAUUUCUCAUACAGUCGUGGCGCUUGAUUUUUUUUGUUCUUCUAUGUGCUCUUCUUAUGACUGACUAAUUGUGUACACAAUUGAGUUUUUGACAAAAUUCAUUGCGACAAGUACCUAGUCUUUUCUGUCUGUAAUGAUGACCGGUAUGUUUUUUAAGUACGAAUGUCAUGCUUGUGGGGAAAAGAUUCAAUUCAAUUGAAUAAAAAUCGUUGAUUUUUUUUUUACAUACGUUGACGUUUUAUUAUUAAAUUGUGGAGGUACAUUUAUUUGGCUUUCUUGCUCUUGAUCUUUCGCAUGUAGAACUCGAGCUCCUUGCCUUCCAGAAUGUAACCGUCCGCUCUUCCACACUGACCUGGCCGACUUGCAACACAAGC